CGUGAGUCACGUGGACGGAAGCUCUGCGCGCGGAGAAGUUUCUGUCUGCGAGCGAGUUCCUUCUUAGAGCGAGUAUACGGAGCUAGUGAGAGGAGAAGUGAGACGGCUCUCCAGGGGAGAUAGCCGCGCCGCAGUCUCUGCCAGGGAUCUGGGGCCCCCGCACACGCGCCUCCAUGAAAUUUCACCCAGAUCGGACUCGAGCCAUAGCGGGUCAUGUGAGAGCGCAUGGACGUAACCACCCGAUUUUUUUUUUUUUUGCGUUAGAGCUUUCCUUCUUGCUAUGGCUCUGGGGUGUGCGUGCUGUCAGUAUCCUAGACUUUCUCCGAAUCCACCCCGAAUGGUUUGCCUGAGAGCGAUCCUGCAGGAGCAGGAGCCAGAAGCGCUCCCCGGGGGUCCCAUUCCUAGGGUAGCUCGAGCACACCGUAAAGGAGCUGGAUGAGAAGCUAAUGUUUAACUCAUGGACUGGCCCAGCGUUAGCUUCCUGGCAAAUAAUAACGGAACUUUUAAAACCUCGAGGUCGAAAUCUAUUCCCUAUGGUCUGGGGAUUGCGCUAAUACCGAAGUGCAACUGAAAGGAAGCGGGCCGUAACUUGAUGGCAAUAGUGAAUGCAGGCAAGUUUGGCGACAAGCGAAGGAGGCUUACUGAGACCAUGUGUGUGACAUGGAAUGAAAAGGAGAGUGAACAAGGUGAUGAGAGGAAGAACGUUUUAUAUUUUCAUAAUCUGACCCAGCAGCUUGGAAAACGUGUGAGGCUCAUGUGAGUGCACACCCAAAUCCUGAGAGGAAAAUGAGAGAAGGAAUUGAAGUGGACCCAUCCCACUUUCCCACUCUGUCCCUCUCUCUGGAUGUCAAACUUGGGACAAUUCGACUCUGAUUUUUACCAAUCUGAAUAUACUAUUGAUACUCAGGAGCAGAGCUGUAAUGACUCCAAUUCCUAUGAAAAUGUUUAUGAAUCUGGCAUACAACAAGCCAGUGAGCAGCCUCAGGCUACUUCUUUCAUUCCACCAGAGAUGCUCAUGCCCUCCGGUUACACAGGACAGCUUUUUCAGCCAACAUCCAGCUCGGAUUAUUAUUCACAAUCUCCUUACAUCGACAGUUUUGAUGAAGAACUUCCUUUGCUAGAAGAACUUGGAAUCAAUUUUGAUCACAUAUGGCAAAAAACCUUGACGGUGCUAAACCCAAUGAAGCCAGCAGAUGGCAGCAUUAUGAAUGAAACAGACCUCGCGGGACCCAUCCUUUUUUGCAUAGCCCUGGGAGCCACCCUGCUUCUGGCAGGGAAAGUUCAGUUCGGUUACGUGUAUGGAAUGAGUGCCCUCGGCUGCCUUGGGAUUCACGCCUUGCUCAACGUAAUGAGCUCUUCUGGGGUGUCAUGUGGCUGCGUGGCCAGUGUGCUGGGUUAUUGCCUGCUCCCCAUGGUCCUCCUGUCAAGCUGCGCCAUCUUUUUUUCAUUGCAGGGCACCUUUGGAACUGUGGCAGCCCUGGUCAUCAUUAGCUGGUGUAGUCUUUCGGCUUCCAAGAUCUUCAUUUCAGCCUUGAACAUGGAAGGACAGCAGCUGCUCAUCGCCUACCCUUGUGCCUUACUUUAUGGACUUUUUGCCCUCCUAACUGUUUUCUGAAAAGUGAGAUGUUAUUGCAAGAUUCUAUUUGUUUGCUGUUCAGACUAUCCUGGCAAUGUAUUAGUAUCCAAAUUUGGUGAUACUUUUUUUUUUUUUAUAUUGCUGUGAAACUAUAAUAUGCAGAGAGACAAAAUAGCACUUAAGGAUGUUGCUCUAAUAGCUGGUUUGGUUUGAAUGAUGUUUUGCUUUUCUGUGUGGUACAUUAAAACAUUUUAAAAUACUUUAAUGUAAAAAGGGACAUAGUUGCUGAAAUGAUGUACAAUGCUUUUCUCAAUGGAUGUAUUUUCAAGAAAUUAUAAGUAAAUAAAAUCAUUGCUUAUAUUUAUAGAGGGAUUGUAUAGUAAGCCUUUUGAGAAGCUUUCAUGGUGGCUCAAGCUGUGUGCAUAUGGUUAAAAAUCACACUGUUCAGCACCUUAGGAGAGUUUAGGGGUAUGUUAUAUACUGUUUUAUUUAUCAAAAGAGUCAAAGAACCUUCUGUUUUUCAAUUCACUUACUUUAACAAUUCUUCUUUGGUCCCAUUUGGGUAAUGAAUUGGUUCACCACUUUCUCAAGACCUAACUUUCUUCUUACUCAGUUUUCAUGCCAUGGCUCAUCACUACAAUUUCUCCUUUGCAUCUAUCCUGAGCAGCUGUGCCAUUUCCUCACUAAGUCUAUGAGUGUUACUGGAGGAAAUUCUACACAUUACCUGGAUUACCACAUCAUAAAUGGUUCCUCGGUGGUGCCCUUGAAACGUAAGCAAAUUCCACUAAAUAUGUUUUUAUACUGUCUGGGAUAAUUGUAAUCACUCACAUCAGUUCUUCCCUACUCUGAUCUCUAACAUUCCUUUCUUAUUUCUCAUUGUUAGUCAAUUCUUUUGUAUUUA
This is a messenger RNA of Tupaia belangeri chinensis (Chinese tree shrew), 2477 nucleotides long. It is a transcript of the gene YIPF7, whose product is annotated as Yip1 domain family member 7. The record is from RefSeq and is a predicted model, not a curated record. NCBI's taxonomy places the organism in Eukaryota, Metazoa, Chordata, Mammalia, Scandentia, Tupaiidae. Gene Ontology annotation, cellular component: membrane; trans-Golgi network. Gene Ontology annotation, biological process: endoplasmic reticulum to Golgi vesicle-mediated transport; vesicle fusion with Golgi apparatus. The coding region runs from base 845 to 1615 and encodes 256 amino acids. The transcript has 8 exons.